AUGUCGAAGGAUGGCUGUCCAUAUGGUGCUUCAAAAGGUUGGAAGACUGGUUAUAUCAAUAUAUCAACUCUUCUUCCAUUAGAUGAACCUGAAUCAUAUACAGAGGAAUGUCAACAAAGAGUAAUGAAUUUUUCUUUUCAAAACUCAACAUCAGUGCUUGGGCCAUUUAAUAAACAUACAUUGCAGCUAAACUUUUGCUUUGAAUCUGAAGAACAAUUGACAGAGUCAGACAGUAUACGCUGGUUUAAUGGCUCAUAUGGGAUUUACGGAACAGACAAAGGAUGUCCCUUAGGUUUUAGUGCACAUAACAUGUCCAUAUGUCUACCAGUACUUCAAUAUUACAAUAUUGACGGCCACAUUCCAUACCAUAAGGUGAUAGAAACUAAAGAUUUUACAGGCUUUUACAGUGAAAGAUGUAACCAAGAAUUCGGUAUGAAUAACUUUGACAUUUCGGAGAAUCAAAUAACGGCAUCUUCCUGGCAGCAAUCACACGAACCAAGAGAAGCCCGUCCUCAUUUAACUGAUUCUGCAAUUUGUGAGAGCAGUUAUACAACAAGGAAGUGUAUGUUACCAGAAAUGGAUUUGUAUUCGUACAAUUUUUUGGGAAGAUAUGAUGAUCAAGUUAAUAACCAUAUUUACGUGUGGACGUUGGAAGGACCAACAAACUCUAUAAUGAUGACAAUAAAUUUCAAAGAGUUUGACAUCAGUUGUAUCUCUGAGUCUCAGUUUAGAAUUCAAGGUCCUUAUAUCAAACAAAGAAUGGAAUAUUGUAAUUCGGAUCGACCACAUGGAAACAUUUCUCUCCCGGCUGGGACGACAAAUAUAUUAUAUAAGCCAUUCAAAAGCAACGUGUUUGGAUCAAACCCAUUUCCGGAGGGGUUCCAGCUGAAAUAUAACUUCAUUCCAAUGCAAGACAAAAUUACGAUGGCAAUCGACGAUGCUGAUUUUCCAUUAACAAGGAAAGUAUGCGUAGAUGAGUUCAAGAAAUUUUAUCACCUCAAAUCAAGAACCGGAAGCAGUUGGGAUAUAGCACAAGGAAAUUGUGAAAAUUUGAAGAUGACAUUAAUAAACUUAAAGUCGAAAAAAGAACAACAAUUUACACGUGAAUUAUUGCUAAACUUCUAUUACGAUGUGAUUAAAACGAAAGGUACACACGGUGCAAAUCCUACUAUGGCAUUUACAUACAUAGGUUUAACGUUAGAACCGGAUGAAAUGACUGGAUACGGUUUACUGCAGUUUUGGAAUGACGGAUCACCGCUGACAUUUACUGCAUGGGACGGAAAUGAACCUUCUAAAAUUGAAAAGAUGCAGAAUGUAAUAAUGUACUUAUAUCCGAUUGAAAAUGAAAACCCUUGGAAAGUAAUUGCUGGAAUUACGUACUUGCGUGAUCUCACAGUGUUUGCCUGUGAGGAAGUUCUUGGACGCGCAACUGAAGGCAUAUCAUCGAAAUACAAAGAAGUGGAUAAAACUCGAACUAAACAGGACUCGCAUACAUUAUUUGAAUGUGGAAGCGGCGAAUACGUACAUGCAUUGGCAUUGUGUAAUGCUGUCAGCGAGUGCCUAGAUGCAUCAGAUGAAAGAAAUUGUACUUCUAAACCCUAUAGUUGUCUGGAAAACGAAUUCGAAUGCAAUGACGGUCGAUGCAUCCACGUAAGUAGGGUCUGCGAUUUCAAGAAUGACUGUUACAAUGCUGAGGAUGAAUAUUGUGAAUUCCACGUAUGCAAACACAUUUCGCUGCAAUUUACAUGUACAAGUGGAGAGUGUAUACCAAUACGUCACGCUUGUGACGGCGAAGUUCAUUGUCUCGAUGGCAGUGAUGAAACAGAUUGUGAGAAUCAGAUAUACGUUUACUGUGACUUUAACAAUAUACACACCGAUAAGAUGAUUACAAUGUCAUUCAUGAAUUCUGACUGGAAGCAAAUAUCAACUACAUUAUAUAAGAUAACUACACCGGGUAUCAAAGAAGCGCUAAAUGCCGGAUACAAAUGCAAACAGAAGUUUUCAGAAGUUCCCCGACUGGAACAAAUGAAAGUAAUGGAUUUGGAAAAUAUGACUUAUCACACCUAUGACUGGGAAUUUGACCUGCACUCUGGCAGUGACGAGACUAAUGGGUCUUUUAACACGUCUUUUAAACUAGAAAUGGUGUCAGAUGGGGAAAUUUAUGACUCAUUUCUUUUACAAACCACAGAAAGUUUUACUAACAAUGAUUACCAAAACAGAUUACAUAUCGGUAAUGUUAUUUGCAAAAAAGAGGUAAAAAAUACAGAUACAGGAAUUUUCUGUCGAAGUGGUGUCAACACUGUAAGUGCUAAUAGCAGAUGUUUGUACAAUAAAGAUUCAAGAGGAAGAGUAACUGGAUGUCGUUCCUUAAAUCAUUUACAAAAUUGUGGAGAUUUCAAUUGUCCUAAAUAUUACUAUAAAUGCCCUGACAGUUACUGUAUUCCGUAUAUGCUUGUAUGUAAUGGUUAUGUUGAUUGUGGUGAUGGAGCCGAUGAAAGUAACUGUGCAUGCAGCAAUGCCGAAACAAGGAAUAUUCUUAUUAUAUAUGAACAAGAGGGUGACGUUUUUCAAACCAAAUAUAUUGACAUACAGUCUUUAUUAGGAGGUUCGCUCUAUACAGCAAACUCUACAGUAAGGAUAGUUGCAGAAGUAAAUUUUGUUGAUUUUGAUGAAUUUGGUAAUUAUGCCGGAGAGUUUCAGCAACCAUUAUCCAUAAGUUUUGAUAUAAAAUCAAAUAGUUACAUGAGAACGAAAUUUGAAAACCCUUCUUAUAUGUUUGACAGUGUGUGGAAAGAUAAUUUGAAAGAGACCAACGGUAUCAUUUGGAUUUCCGACAACAUCAAAACGCACCUUCUCCCAUACUUUAGUGAGAAACCACCUUUCAAAUUAGAAAAUGUUCAUCAAUAUUUUGUGACAAUUGACGAAGGCAUGAAGGAAAUGGUGACUGUGAAGAAAUCAGCUACUCUGACCAAUAUUCGCAUUAAUCAACCUGGAUUACUCGGUACAAUAGGCUCAGCAUUGUUUCCGGAAAUAUGUAAACCUGGUAACACCGAUUGCGAAGGAAUGUACCGUUGCAGUAUGAGCAGAGUGUGUAUUCCAAUGAACCAAGUGUGUGAUGGAAAGAAACAUUGUCCGUACGAUGAUGACGAAGAAAAAUGUGAAAUAAAAUGUCCUACUGGAUGCACAUGUAGUUUAGCUGUAAUAAACUGUUCUGGCGUUGAAUCAAAAUUAAGUUAUGAACACCUGCAAUCACCCUUACGAAUCCUUGAUGUAAGUAAUACAGUUAAACUGUGUCAAUAUGUGAUGGAUUUACCAUUAUUAUGUAGACUGUAUAUUUUCAACCUACGUGAAAUAAACGCUUCAGUUUGUCAUCUUAAAGCACUUAAUAGGAAACAACUUGAGUGCCAUGCCAACGUAGUAUCGCUAGACAUAAGUCAUAAUUUGUUUGAAACAUUCCUAAAAGAUACUUUUAUAAAUUUACGGAAACUCAAAAUAUUGUAUUUACAUGGAAAUAGCCAGCUCCGUACACUAGAAGCAGGUGCUUUCAAUGGUCUGAAAGUAGAGUUUCUCAAUCUCAAAAUGGCAAGUAUUGAAGUAUUAGAUAAAGAUACGUUUUCUGGAUUAAAUCUGUCAAGACUUGACUUAUCAAAUAACCGAAUUCGGUAUAUCGAAGACGAAUCAUUUAAUGGAAUGAAUUGUUAUUCUAUCAACAUACAGAAUAAUCCAAUUAAAGAAUUUAGUAAAGGAUUAUUCACAGGUGUAACAGGGGUUGAAAAAAUCAUAACCCCAGCGUUCAAGUUUUGCUGUGUAAGGCCACUUGGCUUAAGUGAGGAACAAUGUCUACCCCAUAGAGAUGAAUUUUCUUCAUGUGAGGAUCUAAUGCGAAAAACAGUUUUACGAGUACUGUUAUGGGUAAUUGGUGUCAUGGCACUGUCAGGAAACGUCAUGUCCUUGAUAUAUCGUUUAGUUUAUGACAGGAAACGAUUUAAACUCGGGUAUGGUAUAUUUGUUACAAACCUUGCUGUUGCUGAUCUGUUGAUGGGCAUAUACAUGUUAAUUAUCGCAAUAGCAGAUUACUGGUUCCGAGAAAGAUAUAUUGAAGUCGAUGAAGAAUGGCGAAACGGCACUACAUGUAAGAUUGCUGGCAUACUGUCAACCACAUCCUCGGAGACAAGCGUCUUUUUUAUGUGUCUGAUUACAAUUGACAGAAUUCUUGUCAUUAGGUACCCUUUUGGACAGGUACGAUUUACAACAAAAUCAGCCGUAGCUACCAGCUUGGCCGGAUGGGUACUUGCCUUGGUCAUUGCACUCUUCCCAAUCCUGUACAGCGACUUCUUUGAAGGGAGCUUUUACAGCAAAUCUGGUGUUUGCCUCGCAUUGCCUUUGACACGUGACAGACCUCCAGGAUGGUUAUAUUCCGUUGUAAUUUUCAUCGGCCUCAACUUUGUCACUUUUGUACUUAUUGCAGCCGGUCAGCUUUUCAUCUUUGCAGAAAUAAAGAAAACAAGAACAGCCCAGAAGUCCAUGAAUGUUUCAAGAAAAUACGACUUAACAGUAGCCAGGAACCUACUGCUUGUUGUGACUACUGACUUUUUGUGCUGGUUCCCGAUUGGUGUCAUGGGUAUUCUAUCUAUGAAUGGAUACAUCAUACCUGGUGAAGUUUACGCCUGGACAGCAGUUUUGAUAUUACCGAUAAACUCUGCACUGAAUCCAUUUAUGUACACGUUAUCGGCUGUUUUAGGAAAGUCAAAAUUCAGUCCAAACAUUGAGGAGCAGACAAAGUCGGAAAAUGCGAAAGAAACUGGAAAGUCGAUGCUUUUGAUGCACCCUUUUAUAUCUGGAGGAUUAUAUAACAAGAAGAUGUCGUCCCUGUCUGUUUUCGAGAAAGAUCAUGCAUUUACUGUUAAACAGUAUACAUGCAUACUACACCAAGUCUGUAGUUUUGUAAAGCUUCUACAUGAAAAUGAGUUGGUUCUAAAGACGCUUACAUGUGAUGACGUUUUGUUUAAAGUCGGUAAUGAUGGAAAGAUAAGAGCAGUGAAGAUUCUUCGUGUACCAGUGAUGUGUGAAGAUAUAAAUGAUUGCGCUGAUGAUGUUAUCAUUGUUGCAAAUCUCAUCAGGAAAUCGCUGUUUUCCUUCAGACGUCGUGAAAACUAACAUUCGUCUUAGUCGUUAAUAAAUUCAUAGUCGAAUGACUAUGAUUAUUUAUGAAUUUGAGUGUUGUGUUUUAUUAUUUUGUCAUCAAUUUAAUGCUAGUUUAUUA
Messenger RNA from Ruditapes philippinarum (Manila clam), 5263 nucleotides. RefSeq lists its product as uncharacterized. Gene Ontology annotation, molecular function: G protein-coupled receptor activity; protein binding. The transcript has 24 exons. The coding region runs from base 1 to 5157 and encodes 1718 amino acids. NCBI's taxonomy places the organism in Eukaryota, Metazoa, Mollusca, Bivalvia, Venerida, Veneridae. Gene Ontology annotation, cellular component: membrane. The record is from RefSeq and is a predicted model, not a curated record. Gene Ontology annotation, biological process: G protein-coupled receptor signaling pathway.